AUGAUAGCCAGCCUACACAGUCUGGUCAGGAUUGAUUGUGGACCGCCCGCUUACAGCGUGUCCAUCGAUAUGCCGUGUGCCGAGUUGGACCUGGACUCUGUGGUCUCGCCAGCCGACAACCUACAGGGCGCUAUGAUCGUGUACCCGUGCAAGAGCCUGCUGAUCCGAACGAGCGCCAAGCGUGACUAUUGCCCCGUGGAGCUCUGUGAGGCAUCAGGCACGUGGCGACCAGCCGAUGUCUCGUGCGGAAGUACAGAAUGUUAUCAGACGGACUCCACUACAUACAAAGGCAGAAGAAUAUGCACUUCAACUGGCAUAAUGUGCCAGCGGUGGGAUUCGCAGUCACCGCAUGCGCACAACUACACUGUUGAUGGGCUGUUCCCGGAAGGGAACAUGACUGCCGCCGGAAGUUACUGUCGCGAUCCGGGUGGCUCGCGCGGUCAACCUUGGUGUUAUACAGUGGACCCGAAUGUUCCGUGGCAGUUAUGUGACGUGCCAAACUGUAUCGAUGUAACGAUCAGUCAAGGCACCUGUCCAGGCGACUACUGCGGCGAUCUCAUGGCCGCCGUGAUCACAGACAACCAGUGCAUCGAGGUAGAUCCGGUCUCCUCGAGCUACCCGCGUAACGUGAACGCAAAUGUAACGAACACAUGCACGAGCCUGCUGAGCGGCUUCACUUCCGUCAUCAGUUACUGUCCCGUGCGCACGUGCCUUGCGGAUUCGCACUGGACAAACAACAGCCUCUCAUGUGGAGUGAACGAGUGUUACACGGCGGGCCAGUCCGCCCAGUACACGGGACGCCGCACGUGCACGGUUACUGGACGCACGUGCCAGUCCUGGAUGACCCAGAGUCCACACGCCCACCCCUACAACACCCUGGCGUCCUUCCCCGACACUUCCGUUGCCGCCCUGGGGUCUCACUGCCGGGACCCAGGGGCUAAGGGACAGCCCUGGUGUUAUACAACCGACCCGGGGGUGGAGUGGGAAUUAUGCGGCCUUCCAGAAUGCUCCACCCUUCUUGUCACGAGCGGCACGUGCCUACCAACAAUUACAGACGUCCGCUACCAGCGCGUUUUCGCCGACAGAGUGGGCGUUCAGUUGCAGACUACACUUCCCAACAUCCGAUCUGCUACUUCCUGCUGUCGGCGCUGCCAUCAGAUGACGUCAUGUAUAAUGGUCGUGCAUGAUGUCCCUUCAGAAGCGUGUAGCCUGUACGCAGAGGACGCCGGAAGUGUCAGCCCCGUUGACUGCAGCGCGCUGAAGUGCUUCGUGUUACAGUCGCAUGUGUAA
Molecule: messenger RNA, 1290 nt
Organism: Dreissena polymorpha
Lineage: Eukaryota; Metazoa; Mollusca; Bivalvia; Myida; Dreissenidae
Product: plasminogen-like
Exons: 9
Coding region: 1-1290 (429 amino acids)
Source: RefSeq, a predicted model, not a curated record